Molecule: messenger RNA, 5099 nt
Organism: Anolis carolinensis (green anole)
Lineage: Eukaryota; Metazoa; Chordata; Lepidosauria; Squamata; Anolidae
Gene: ogdhl
Product: oxoglutarate dehydrogenase L
Exons: 23
Coding region: 189-3245 (1018 amino acids)
Biological process (GO): tricarboxylic acid cycle
Cellular component (GO): mitochondrion; oxoglutarate dehydrogenase complex
Molecular function (GO): thiamine pyrophosphate binding; oxoglutarate dehydrogenase (succinyl-transferring) activity
Source: RefSeq, a predicted model, not a curated record
GAAAGGCAGGGCCGUUUGUGAGGGGCGACCACUAGAGAGAGGGGAAGAAUGGCUGAAGGGGCUUAUUGAAGGAAGCCCUUUCCUUCUCCCAGCCCAGAAAAUAACGCUAAUCACAAAAUGAAAUCCCAAAAGGGGUGGUUUGACCUUGAGGUGUCCAAGUCAUAGAGAGAUCUACCAAAGAAGAAAGUAUGAGUCACUUACGGCUGAUUGCUGCUACCCUGAAAUAUCGUGGCAUUUAUUCAUUGGUGGAGAAAAAUGUAAACAGAAGAGUAUUUCUGCAAAGUCAGAAUUAUGCUUCAACUGGAGUGACAGAACCUUUCUUGAGUGGAACUAAUUCAAGUUAUGUUGAAGAAAUGUAUUAUGCAUGGCUUGAAAAUCCAAAAAGUGUGCAUAAGUCCUGGGAUUUAUUUUUCCGAAAUGCUACUUCUGGAGCUCUUCCUGGACAAGCCUAUCAAACACCUUUGGCAGACUUUUCGGAAAGUAAAACUUCACUAAUCCAAAGCCAUGGGCUCACAAAGUCUCCAGGUAAAGCUGAAAAACUGGUUGAAGAUCAUCUAGCUGUCCAGUCAUUGAUACGAGCAUAUCAAAUCCGUGGACACCAUGUGGCUCAGUUGGAUCCGUUAGGAAUCUUGGAUGCUGACUUGGAUUCAUUCGUUCCAUCGGAUUUAAUCACUACUAUAGAUAAACUGGAGUUUUAUGGGUUAUAUGAGUCUGACUUGGACAAAGUAUUCCAGUUGCCAACAACAACCUUUAUAGGAGGAAAUGAAACUAUGCUUUCUUUACGAGAAAUCAUCAAACGAUUGGAGAAUACAUAUUGUCAACAUAUUGGGUUGGAGUUUAUGUUCAUUAAUGACGUGGAACAGUGUGAUUGGAUUCGACAGAAAUUUGAGACUCCAGGUGUCAUGAAAUUCAGCAGUGAUGAAAAAAGGACAUUGUUGGCUAGAUUGGUGCGAUCAACAAGAUUUGAGGAUUUUCUUGCCAGGAAAUGGUCUUCGGAGAAGCGUUUUGGCUUGGAAGGAUGUGAAGUAAUGAUCCCUGCUCUCAAAAGCAUCAUUGAUAAGUCUAGUGAAAUGGGAAUUGAAUAUGUUAUAAUGGGCAUGCCACACAGAGGAAGGUUGAAUGUAAUGGCUAAUGUUAUUCGAAAAGAGCUUGAACAGAUCUUUUGCCAGUUUGAUCCAAAACUUGAAGCAGCUGAUGAGGGAUCUGGGGAUGUAAAAUAUCAUUUGGGAAUGUACCAUGAGAGGAUCAAUCGAGCAACAAACAAAAAAAUUGCCUUAUCUCUUGUGGCUAAUCCGUCUCAUUUGGAAGCAGUAGAUCCUGUGGUACAAGGGAAGACCAAGGCUGAACAAUUUUACCGAGGGGAUUCUGAGGGGAAAAAGGUCAUGUCUAUACUUCUACAUGGAGAUGCUGCCUUUGCUGGACAAGGAGUGGUUUAUGAAACUUUUCAUCUCAGUGAUCUUCCAUCAUAUACCACCAAUGGUACCAUUCAUGUUGUGGUCAACAAUCAGAUUGGUUUUACUACGGAUCCACGAAUGGCUCGCUCAUCUCCAUAUCCAACUGAUGUGGCUCGGGUGGUCAAUGCGCCUAUAUUCCAUGUGAAUUCUGAUGAUCCGGAAGCAGUGAUGUACGUGUGCAAUGUAGCAGCAGAAUGGCGAAACACAUUUAAUAAAGAUGUGGUAAUAGAUCUAGUUUGUUACCGAAAACGAGGCCACAAUGAAAUGGAUGAGCCCAUGUUCACCCAGCCUUUAAUGUACAAGCAAAUUCAUAAGCAAGUAUCAGUGCUUAAAAAGUAUGCUGACAAGCUGAUAGCUGAUGGAACUGUAACACUGCAGGAGUUUGAGGAGGAAAUUGCAAAGUAUGAUAAGAUUUGCGAAGAAGCAUAUAGUAGGUCCAAAGAUAAUAAAAUUCUACACAUUAAACACUGGCUUGAUUCGCCUUGGCCAGGUUUCUUUAAUUUAGAUGGAGAACCAAAAAGUAUGACUUGUCCCCCAACUGGCAUCCCUGAAGAGAUGCUAACCCAUAUUGGCAACAUAGCUAGCUCUGUGCCACUUGAAGGAUUUAAAAUACAUGGAGGACUUUCUCGGAUUUUGAAAGGUCGAUUGGAAAUGACAAAGAACCAAAUUGUUGACUGGGCCUUGGCAGAGUACAUGGCUUUUGGGUCUUUAUUGAAAGAAGGUAUCCACGUGCGGUUAAGUGGACAAGAUGUAGAAAGGGGUACUUUCAGCCAUCGCCACCAUGUGUUGCAUGAUCAAGAUAUAGACAAAAGGACCUGUGUUCCCAUGAAUCAUCUCUGGGAGCAACAAGCUCCCUACACUGUAUGCAACAGCAGUCUUUCGGAAUAUGGGGUUUUAGGUUUUGAACUUGGCUUUGCUAUGUCAAGUCCCAACGCUCUAGUUUGCUGGGAGGCUCAGUUUGGUGACUUUCACAAUACAGCACAAUGCAUAAUUGAUCAAUUUAUCUGCUCAGGACAGGCCAAGUGGGUUCGUCACAAUGGAAUUGUCCUACUUUUGCCUCAUGGAAUGGAAGGAAUGGGCCCAGAACAUUCUUCAGCCAGGCCAGAGCGGUUUCUUCAGAUGUGCAAUGAUGAUCCAGAUGCUUUCCCACAAUUUGAUGAUGAUUUUGCGGUUUCCCAACUCUAUGAUUCCAAUUGGAUUGUGGUAAACUGCUCAACUCCAGCCAGUUACUUCCAUGUUCUCAGAAGGCAAAUCUUAUUGCCAUUUAGAAAGCCUCUGAUCAUUUUCACACCAAAGUCGUUGCUGAGACAUCCUGAAGCAAAAUCCAGUUUUGAUGAAAUGAUGUCAGGAACCAGUUUCAGGCGUGUGAUCCCUGAAGAUGGCCCUGCAGCUGAAACCCCUGGUGAAGUGAAACGGGUGGUUUUCUGUACAGGGAAGGUAUACUAUGAUCUUGUCAAAGAGAGGAAGAACCAGGAUUUGGAGAAGGAGGUGGCAAUAACCAGAUUAGAGCAGAUCUCUCCUUUCCCUUUUGACUUACUCAGAGAGGAAAUUGAGAAGUAUGCUAAAGCUGAUCUUGUCUGGUGUCAAGAAGAGCAUAAGAACAUAGGAUAUUAUGACUAUGUCAAACCACGUUUCCGCACCAUUGUGAACCAUACUCGGCCAAUAUGGUAUGUUGGUCGUGAUCCAGCUGCUGCUCCAGCAACUGGCAACAAGAACACGCAUCUGGUGUCGCUCCGAAGAUUUUUGGAUACAGCUUUCAAUCUGGAAGCAUUUGAAGGAAAGAUGUUUUGAUUGUAAUACAAGCAGUCCUUCUUCUCAAUGUGUACUUUUGUUUUUAUGCACUUAGAAAAGGCCAUGGCCGUAAAAAAAAUCAGUGGGAAAAUACUUGUAAUUUCUAAAUGGUACUUCCUCAAAUAGCUCCUCCCUCCUGAACCAUUGUGAAUGGUUGCAAAUACUAGGGGUACCUCUGUCAAUUCUUCUUCAUUCAGUGUGGUUUUAAGGAUUACAGCACAGCUACCUCUUAGUGAAGAGACACAAUAAACACCCUUUUUGAAACUUGAUGUUUUGGAAUAUUUAAGGUAGACUGAAUCAAUAAAGAAAUUUCUUUACACUUUUGACAAUAAAACAGAAAUGAUUAAAAUGCAGAUUAUGUAAACAGUCUCAUAAAUCUCAAAUUGCAUCCACUCUUGCUUUGUUGAAUUCUUGCAUGUGCAAGUGCAGUAUAAAACUUAACACAGAAUGAGACAUUACUUUGCCUUUUUUCUUUCUUUCUUCAGUCAUCCAAAGUAAUUAUUCCCCUCCCCCAAAUCCUUGCAAACAUCAAAUUUACAAACAAAUUGCUCCUAGUUGCAAACAGGGGUGAGGCAACAGGAAGUGAGAUAAACAUACCCCUGAAAGAGAUAUCAUGGGGAAAAGGUGUUUCCACUAAAGCUUCAAUCCUUGUCUCCACAACAAAUACAAAUUAAGAACAAACCUACAGAACCUAUCUUAUUCGUAAUUUGGGGACUACCUAUGUAUACAUCACAUACAUAUAACAGCUCCUGCAUCCGUAGUUGGCAUAUGUCGAUAUUUUGUGGCUUUAUUUUAGCAUUAAUCUAGACUAGCAAUCUUAUCUCAAUACACUGAAAAUUCUGAAAGAGAAGCAAGAGGACAUUAAGGGUAGAUUUAAUGUCAGCAAGCAAGAAAGCCUCACAUAUAUUUUUCUUGAAUUUAAUUUUGUUUCAUUUGGGGUAGGGCUUGUAUAUUUCAAAUUUGCUAAAAUGCAUGGUUUUUCUCAGAAAUCACUUCCUCUAUUAUAAAAAAAAUAAGAGAAUGAGGCAAAAUUAACUGAAUUGUAUCUGAAUUAUAUCUGGCAGAGCAACAACCAAAAUCAAUAUAGCUCAUUGUGAGGUUCCCUCUCCCUUUCUUGGUUUAUCCAACAGUGGGAAACUUCGCUAUUUAAAAAUUACAAGGUUUCUUAUAGAUAGUUUAGAUAGCAGAUCCUCAGUCUGGCACUAGCUGGCUUUUUUCCAGUCUGUUUGGACCAUUCUCCUUGGUCAUGAGUGCUGCAGCAUAGCCAUGACAGUGUAGUGGAUAGGUGUUUUCAGCUUCUCUACUCAAUGUUGGUAGUUCCAGUUUGUUCUGCCCUUCCAAGCACUAAAACCAUUUGGAACUUACAAUUGCUUGCUUUAUAUUUAUGUAGCAUUGAAUCAGAUUUAAUUAUUGCUGGACAAUACUCUGCAGAAUUACUUGGGAAUGAGUCUGCAUUCAAUAUAACAGAACUUCCUUCUAAGCAUGCUUGCUUGGGAUAGUGCUUUAAGUAGCCUAAAUGCAAAACAUUCUGAGUUGUUGGUUUUUUUUACUCAAGAAUUUGAAAGGGAAGAACUAGUUACAGUUUAAAUAAUACUACUACUAAUAAUAAUAGGUCUAUAUAUUUUCCUGUGUUUUUACAAGGCAAUCUCUCAGUAUAACUUGAAAUACUUUCUGUCUCCUUUUCAGUGAUAAAUGUGCUGGUGUCUGAGAAUGCACACAUUUAGAGAGCAAAAUUAACAUAGACAUAAAAAUGGGAAAAGACAGGCUUCCAUUUUCAUUGUUGUGGACUGUAAUAUUAUAGUUUAAAAAAUAAAUUCUGUCUAAGGAUGUGAGAAAUAAACAGUGAAAUAUAAA